UCGCGGUCCCGCCUUGUGGACGCAGCGCUGAGGCACCAAGAUGCGCACCAGGCGUUCACAGUUUGGGAGGAGCUUGCCAUAUUCCGGCUUGUUUCUUACCACUGUCGGAUGCAGACGCGCUUUGGAGAGGCGAUAUAAAGCGAAAGAAGCAAGGCGGGCCUGAUUCCCUCUCAGGUGUUUGCAUAACCUAAAGAAGGAAUGAGCCCCCCAGGUACAUCCAACAGCACAGGAGAAUGGGAGCCUGAUGAAACGGACAUGUGGAUUAUUUCCAACGGAAGCAUGGAUUUAAACCAUCAUGGUUUCCACACGGACAUAACCAAACACAUCUGGGUGCAGAUCACCCUCAUCACAGCUUAUUCCCUCAUCAUCCUGCUGGGGCUUCUCGGGAACGCGCUGGUCAUCUACAUAAUCAUCCGCUACAGGAAUAUGCGAACAGUCACCAACUUCUUCAUUGCCAACUUGGCCCUUGCAGACUUGCUGGUGGACACUCUGUGCCUUCCCUUCACGCUGGUAUACACCCUGCUGGAUGAGUGGAAGUUCGGUGCCGUGCUGUGCCACAUGGUGCCCUUCGCUCAGGCCUUGAGCGUGCACGUGUCCAUCCUGACCCUGACCAUCAUCGCCUUGGAGCGUUACCGCUGCAUCGUCUUCUACCUGGGCCAACGCCUCACGUGGCACUCCAGCUUCCUCAUCAUGGCUUUCACUUGGACUAUCUCGGCGGUCCUGGCGGCACCCUUGGCCAUCUUCAGAGAGUACCGCUACGAAGAGAUCCCCUCCAUUAAUCUGCACUUUCCCGUAUGCUCCGAGAAGUGGCCUCACGGGACCAGCAGGGACGGCGUCAUCUAUAGCCUCUCCAUGCUGCUCCUACAGUACAUUAUCCCUCUAGCAAUCAUCAGCUAUGCUUAUAUUUGCAUCUGGGUCAAGCUGAAGAAUCACAUCAGCCCGUGUACUCGCAAUGAUGCCAUCGCGCGCCGCCAAAAGACUACCAAGAUGUUAGCUCUGGUGGUGGUGGUGUUUGCCAUCUGCUGGCUGCCCUACCAUGUCUUUCAGCUGGCCAGCGAUCUGGACCUGGUUCUCAUGUUCAAGGAGUAUAAACUGAUAUACACCGUGUUCCAUAUUGUGGCUAUGUGUUCCACCUUUGCUAACCCGCUCCUCUACGGCUGGAUGAAUAAAAACUACCGGAAUGGAUUCUUAAUGGUCUUCCGCUGUGAGGAUAAGCCGGAUUCUUUCCACCCCGAGGGCUCCUUCAGGACUCGCUCUACGAGGCGGCUGACGCUCAACGGCCGUAACGGCGGACACCCGCCGACUGCUGUGUGAGAUGCCGGAAGACAUUUCCACAUGUUGCAAUUUUGCGGCACUCGCGGUACAAAGUAGGCAUGGGCAUUUCACCGACUUUACUUGAUAUUUUUUCAAUAGGACUGGAGGAUCAAUCUCUCUCUGUGAAUGUUCUGAACUCCUCUUUCCAUGUCAUCAUUGUAUCAAGCCGCCUGCAGGGGCAUAUUUGGGGUUCUGAGAGCCCGCCACAUCAGUGCACUGCAAAUAAAUGUGAAUAUUAAAGUUGAUCAUAACUAAAGUAU
Syngnathus acus (greater pipefish) is the source of this 1574-nucleotide messenger RNA. RefSeq names its product neuropeptide Y receptor Y7 (gene npy7r). Gene Ontology annotation, molecular function: neuropeptide Y receptor activity. The record is from RefSeq and is a predicted model, not a curated record. Lineage: Eukaryota; Metazoa; Chordata; Actinopteri; Syngnathiformes; Syngnathidae. Bases 199 to 1314 code for a protein of 371 amino acids. Gene Ontology annotation, cellular component: membrane. Gene Ontology annotation, biological process: G protein-coupled receptor signaling pathway. The transcript has 2 exons.